AAUCGAUUUCAGAGUGCCACUGAGGGGGUAACCAAAAGGUGCGUCGUCUCAUUGAGACGUAAUAGGAAAUAGGAAAUAGGAUAUAGGAAAUAGGAAAUACCAAAAAAGGGGGUGAGGGCUCAGGCAGAUAGACUGCCGAGGUAAAGGGGUUGAGAACUCAGGCAGUUUACCUGUCGAGGUAAAGGGGGUGAGGGCUCAGGUAGAUAGACUGCCGAGGUUAACGUAUCUAUUUAGUAUUUGUUUUUCGGUUUCCCUUACCAGGUACUGGAUCUUCUUGACAACCCUGCAGGCAGCUCUGGGAUGGUAUGUUGGAAUAGAUAACCAAACACGGCAACAUCACAACAAGUCGCUUCUUCCGCUUCUUUGUUGUAGCUUGACACACCACUUUCAUUAAGACGCACAUCACCAUGGAUACAACAGCGCUUGCAUGGUUCUUUGGCCUUUUAUUGCCACCCUUGGUGGCUGUGCUUUACUCCAUUGCAAUGCUAUCCAUGUACGCAGGAUUUUGCGAAUGGACAGUGUCUGAGAAAUUGCCUUCGUUGGCAUGGCGCUUGGGUCUGCUGGGUGGUGCUGCUGCCAUUACGUACAGCGAUCGGUAUGCGACAACCCAUGGCUCGAAUAUUUCCGAGACGAGUCGAAUGGAAAUUUCCAUGAUGGUCAUUGAGAGUGCUCUCAUUUGGGUGCUGUCAUUUUAUUUCCUGCUGGAAACGAGACUGGAGGACAUUGUUGGAGGAACGGAUCCAAACGGUCGAGUGCCGAAAGAUUGCAUCAAGGGAAAGAUCGUCUUGGUCACGGGCGCCAAUGCUGGAAUUGGCAAAGAAACAGCCCGUCAAUUGGCCAAUCUAGGUGCCGCCAAGGUGAUUUUGGCCUGUCGAAGUCCCAAGAGAGGACAAGACGCCAUGGAAGAACUACGGAAAAAUCAACAGGAAGAUACCAUGAAAUUGUCACAACUCAUGGUACUAGAAUGUGAUUUGGGAAGUUUUGAUUCCAUCCGCAAAGCCGUGGAUUUCUUGAAGGGGCGUCAAUUGGAAGAUAUUCCCAAAAUUGAUGUUCUCAUAUUGAAUGCUGGCGUGAUGAUGAACGAUCAUGUCAUGACCAAGGAUGGAUGCGAGACAAUGAUGCAGGCAAAUCUGCUUGGCCACUAUCUACUUACUCGCAUGUUGCUAGCGAAAAAUAUGCUCAAACCCAACAAGAAAAAUCCACCACGGGUAUUGCACCUGUCAUCUUCGACGUAUCAAAUUGCCGUCAGCCAUCAUGGAGGCAUGGACAUGGACGACCUGUUUUGCAACAAGGGCAAGCGGCAGUAUUCACUCUUUGGACAAUACGCACAAUCUAAACUCGGCAAUAUAUUGUUUGCCAAGGAACUGGCACGUCGAUACAAGGAUAAAUUGGUGUCAUUGGCGGUCCAUCCAGGCUUGGUUCGAACGGAUGUCACCCGCAACAUGCCCUUUAUCCUCUACUACGGCAAUCUGGCAUGUGCCAUAUUUAUGAAGCAACUGCAAAAGACUGUGGCCCAGGGGGCGUGGUGUUCUGUGUCGGGAGCCACAAUCUCGGUCGAUGCAGGUCUGAUGAGUACUCACGAAUUGGACACUCCCGAAAGUGGGACGGCCGAACCAGAAGAUUCUACGGAUAAGGAAGAACCCAAAGGGAUACCAAAUGGGUCCUAUUUGCAAAAUGGAAAGGUUAGACAAACCGACACUUACACAUACUUGGAAGCGGAUGCACGAAAGUUGUGGGAUCUCAGUGAGAAGAUUGUGGGGCUGGAGCAAGAGUAACACUAGCUACUCUAGUACAGGACGAGACUCACAAAACCUUUUGUAUGCACUAGAUACAUGUACUAGUAUGGCUGGCACCGCACUCUUUGUUUGCUUCACUUUCGUUAGGACUGUCACUCUUUCUUCCUGCUUGGUGAUUGCGUCCAGUAGUACCGGUAGCAAAUGCACAAACCACCUCUCUGCCCAGGCGUUUUCAACGAUUGUCUUCUGCUCCAGCUCUUCCAGCGCUCGGUGAUGCUCCAGGUCAGAGUUCUCCAUGCCAGUCUUGCAUACCGGUACCGCACAUGUACCGUAGGCCUGCUCGCUACCGGUACCCGUACUGCCUCCACCCCAGUAAGUUUUAGAGGACCAAAGGCACAUCGACGACUGA
Messenger RNA from Seminavis robusta, 2145 nucleotides. The record is from the annotation of a GenBank genome assembly. NCBI's taxonomy places the organism in Eukaryota, Bacillariophyta, Bacillariophyceae, Naviculales, Naviculaceae.